UACUUUUCGACUAUACUGUGUAAUUGUUUAGUAACGCUAACUGCAGUCAAACAUUUUGUUACAAUAAGUUAACUUUACUUUGCUAUAGUACUUAAUCAAAAUACAAAAUGCCUUAUGCAAAUCAGCCAUCCGUGCAUAUAACAGAAUUAACUGACGAUAAUGUGAAAUUUGUCGUUGAAGAUACAGAACUAAGUGUAGCUAACAGUAUGCGUCGUGUGUUUAUUGCUGAAACACCUACAAUGGCUAUAGAUUGGGUACAAUUAGAAGCGAAUUCUACCGUUCUUAGCGAUGAAUUCCUUGCACACCGUAUCGGUCUGAUACCUCUCAUAUCUGACGAUGUUGUCGACAAGAUUCGCUAUUCAAGAGAUUGCAUGUGCGCAGAUUUCUGCACAGAAUGUAGUGUUGAAUUUACAUUGGACGUAAAAUGCACAGGUGAUCAAACAAGACACGUUACUACUGCUGAUUUAAAAUCAAGUGAUCCCCGAGUGGUACCGGUUACAUCACGUCAUAGAGACGAAGAUCAAGCUGAUUAUGGUGAGCUUGAUGAAAUUCUAAUCAUUAAAUUACGUAAAGGACAAGAGUUGAAGUUACGAGCUUAUGCUAAAAAAGGAUUCGGCAAGGAACACGCAAAAUGGAACCCAACUGCUGGAGUUUGUUUUGAAUAUGACCCCGAUAAUGCAAUGAGACACACAUUGUAUCCAAGACCAGAUGAAUGGCCAAAAAGUGAACACACAGAGCUGGAUGAGGAUCAGUAUGAAGCUGAAUUUAAUUGGGAAGCUAAACCAAAUAAGUUUUUCUAUAAUGUUGAGUCAUCAGGAGCAUUAAAACCAGAAAAUAUAGUUCUCAUGGGCAUUGUAGUGUUGAAAAAUAAACUUUUAAAUUUACAAGUACAGUUAGCACAGGAAAGUCAAAAUGAUGCCUUAGCAAUUAAUUAAUUUAAUCAUGU
Messenger RNA from Melitaea cinxia (Glanville fritillary), 946 nucleotides. It is a transcript of the gene RpII33, whose product is annotated as DNA-directed RNA polymerase II subunit RPB3. Gene Ontology annotation, cellular component: RNA polymerase II, core complex. Lineage: Eukaryota; Metazoa; Arthropoda; Insecta; Lepidoptera; Nymphalidae. The transcript has a single exon. Gene Ontology annotation, biological process: DNA-templated transcription. The record is from RefSeq and is a predicted model, not a curated record. The coding region runs from base 108 to 935 and encodes 275 amino acids. Gene Ontology annotation, molecular function: DNA binding; DNA-directed RNA polymerase activity; protein dimerization activity.